GUCUGCUAUAUCCGUGCCCACAAUGAGCACCCCUGGAACACCCUCGCGGACUUCAUUGCCCGCAAUGUGAUGCAGGGCAACAUCAACCGUGAUCGCGCGGCCUACCCUGUGCGGUUUACCGCUGAUGCGGAAGACCUGCUACCUCAUGGCCCGCAGGACUUUAAAGUAAGACAUCAGAUCAUGGGCGUCCCCAUUCCCGACUCCGGGCCCCACAUAGACGAAAGAAUCAAGGUCAAGGCCUCUUUUGCUUUCUCGGUUAUUCAGUACAAUGUAAAAAGCAUCUCGGUGGAGAAAAAG
Messenger RNA from Prorocentrum cordatum, 297 nucleotides. The record is from the annotation of a GenBank genome assembly. Lineage: Eukaryota; Dinophyceae; Prorocentrales; Prorocentraceae.